Penicillium egyptiacum is the source of this 4299-nucleotide messenger RNA. The record is from the annotation of a GenBank genome assembly. Lineage: Eukaryota; Fungi; Ascomycota; Eurotiomycetes; Eurotiales; Aspergillaceae.
AUGUCAUUAGCCGAACCAUGUUCCUUUCCUGUUCUCGCGGAGGUAACCGAAGGAACUCAUCCUGACAGCCAUGCGGAGGUUCGCCUUGAAAACGCGCAGCUUGAGUUUGGGCUUCACUGCAAAAACGCCGUCGAACUGCUGCCGCUAGUCAAGGCUGCCUGGUCAUUGGUCCUUCACAAAUUCUGUGAGGUUGAUCUGGUGAGCUUUGGGGUUAUUAUCACCGCAGAACCCCCCAAGAACAACUCCACGUCCACAACAAAGGCUGGCGGCGUCUACCAGGAGUCAUCAUGCUUUGAGAUGUCGGUCACAAGGGAAACAAGCUUGCAAGAUCUCACCCGCGGGGUUGGUGCUCGAGCUAUAGCCAUGCCUGCCCGGUGGGAUGAAAUGUUCAAUACUGGGCUAUCGAUCGCAAUUUUUCGACCCUCCGAACUCUUGGACCUUACGUGCCUAGCACAGUAUCCAAAAGGAGCAAGAUCGGAGCUUCCCUCAUGGAACAUUGACAACAAAAGUUCCCUCUAUGCUGUCGAAUUGCGAAUUGAAAUCUACCCAAACACCGUGACGCUUAUCCUACGAUACAGGAACGCUGUUCUCUCGGAGAAGCAGGCGCACAAUGUAGCCAGCACAGUGGAACAGGCUUUUAUUUCCCUGCUACAGCCGUGUGCACGGACAGUGGGCAAUACCAGUCUGAUCAGUAAUCGCAACCAUGACGACAUUGCCCGGUGGAAUGGUACAGAUAUACAGGAGUCGAGCAAAAUGAUCCAUGAACUAUUUCGAGAGCGCUGUGUCGCCGUCCCAAAGGCGGUAGCUGUGUGUUCAUGGGAUGGUGAACUUACUUACCAUGAUCUGGACGCGGUAUCGGAUCGUGUUGCUGCUCAUUUGGCUGUCCAUGGGGUUGGAACCGGCGUCUUUGUUUCCGUAUGCUUUGAAAAGUCCAAGUGGUUUGUUGUGGCAGCUUUGGCCGUCUUAAAAGCCGGCGGUUGCUAUGUGCCACUCGAUCCCUCAAAUCCAGUCAGUCGGCUCCAGAGUAUAGUACACGAAGCGGAGGCUAGACUUCUCCUGGCAUCUAGCCAAACUGCUCAGCUUCUGAGCAGUGCUAUGAACCGAGUGAUAAUUCUGUCCGACUCAGCCGUCGCCGAGCUUCCCGAACCGGGAAAUACACUUUCGCCGGUUUCCAGCAGCGCCCCAGCAUACAUUCUUUACACAUCUGGAAGCACGGGCAGCCCCAAAGGGUGCUUGGUGGAUCACAGAGGCUUGGCGAGUGUGGCCGACUCACACGGCACAGCACUCCAGAUUCAAAGCCAUAGCAGGGUUCUUCAGUUCGCAUCGUGCAGUUUUGGGAUGGCCUUGAUCGAUUUGUUUUGCAUGCUGACCAAAGGCGGUGCAGUGUGCAUCCCGUCGGAAACCGAACGGACUGGCGACCUUAUCGGGGCUUUAAACCGGUUACAAGUCACCUGGUCCAUCCUCACACCAUCGCUUAUCAAAACGAUAAACCCCAGUGAUGUCCCGGGAAUCCACACGUUGGCCAUCGCAGGUGAACCACUCCCUCGAAACCUCAUUCAGCACUGGGCUCCUCGAGUCCAACUAGUCCAGGCAUAUGGCCUGACAGAGUGGGCUGGCAUCUGUGCCGUCAGCAGUCCGCUGUCGUCAUUAUCCAAUCCUGCAAACAUCGGUGCCCCCCCAAAUGCUCGUUUCUGGUUGGUCGACCCGGAAAAUCCCGACCAGCUUGCCCCGAUUGGCGCAGUGGGCGAAAUGCUGCUAGAGGGGCCGUGCCUGGCACAAGGCUACUUCAAGCAGCACGAGGAAACAACGCGCAGUUUUAUUUCGCCUCCGUCAUGGCGGAAGGGCUUCGGGUCGCCAUUGGCCUCUAGGCACUUCUAUCGGACCGGGGACAUGAUGCGAUAUCGUCCAGACGGGGACUUCAAUUACAUCGGACGGAAGGGCACGCAGGUGAAGAUCCGGGGCCAACGUGUGGAACUGGGGGAAGUUGAAUAUCACAUUGGGAAGCAAUUCGGAAGCGAUGCAGAGACGAUCGUGGCUGAGACAAUGGUUCUUAAGGGCGAAGAUCAACCGAGCCUGGUGGCCUUUAUCCUGCUACGAUGUCGGGGACGCUCGCAACCAUCGGAUGCUUCGUUUUUGGCGCCGCCAUCUGAUAUCUUCCGCAGCAAGGCGCAGGCAGCUAGCAUCUCGCUUUCAACUGUAUUGCCCCGCUACAUGCUGCCCGACUUCUAUGUGCCGCUCAGUCAGGUGCCUCUAACCAUCAGCCGCAAGACGAGCCGCAAGUCCCUACGCCAAUUAGGUAGUGAGAAGACUAGGCAGGAUCUCAAUGAUUACCUGUAUCUUCAGAAGAAGCAUCGCAAUCCGCGGACCCUCAUCGAACGCGUUUUGCAUGGUGUCUUUUCAAAGGCUCUGGAUCAGGACCCGAUCACAAUCGGGAUCGAUGAUAGCUUCUUUGAAUUGGGAGGCGACUCCAUCCUCGGGAUGCGGGCAGUUGUGCUUUGUCGCAAGCAAAAGAUUCCCUUGACUAUGCAGGAUAUUUUUCGGUACAGGACUAUAGCAGAACUCGCGAAAUCCAUGCCUGUCAGUGUCGUCAAGGCCAAACUAGAAGCACUCGAUGCAUUUGACCUCUCAUCUGCACAGCAGGCUUUCCUACAGGCCAUUCCGCAUGGGUACAACAAUGUAAGCCGAAGGCUUGUCCUCCGGUUGAAGACCCAGGCCGACGUUGAUACUGUGCGGUACGCGGUUUCCGACGUGGUAAAACGUCAUUCGAUUUUGCGCACCACCUUCGAAAGAGGGUAUACUGGUCAGUGGCGCCAGCAUCCUCAAGACCAUAGUUCAGGGGCAUUCGGAUUCCGCGCGGAUCUGAUAUCUGAUAUCACGGAGAUUCCGCGCCUUUUUGCAGAAAUGCAAGCGAGCCUCGAUAUCGAAACUGGGCCUGUCUUUACAUCCGCCAUCACAGAGUGUGAGUCUGGUGAGCGACAUUUGCUGUUUGUCAUCCAUUGCCUUGUGAUGGACAAGCAGUCAUGGGCCGUCCUCUGCAAGGAUUUGGACAUGGCACUGGAGAGGGACCCGGCGAUUCAGGAGCCACCAUUGCCCUUCCGAGACUGGUGUCAGUCCCAGCAGGGGCGAACCCGCGCAACGAAAUUCCCACUACUUGUCACGAAGCACCGUGACGAUACGUCCUCCCAAGAUGUCAUCUUGCAGACCCAUCUUAAUCUCGACGAGCAACUAACAGAAACUUUAGUGGGAAAAGCAAACUUGGCCUUCCGUACUCUACCGGUAGACAUAUUACACGCCGCAUUGCGCCACUCCUACAUGAAUCAUGUCAUGGACGCACCAGCGCUCGCGGUUUUCCUCGAGUUACCCGGUCGUGGGUCGCCGGACCUGGACACGUCCAACACUGUGGGCUGGCUGGAUACGAUAAUCUCAGUGCAAUUCACGGUGGAUAGCGAGGAUGAGAAUGACAUCGUCGAAUUCACUCGGCGCGCCAAGGAUGCACGCAAUGGCUUAGAUCAACUUUUUUCAAGCGACCGGAACACCGAGGCUCCUCUGACCGUACUGCUGAGGUUUGAUGCGGGCGACCCUUUGGCGCAGUGGCAGGGACAGGCUGUAGAGCAGGAGCAUUUGAUCGAGAAUAACAUGGCCAUGGACGCUUUCCCCCCAUUGGCGGUACUCGACGUGAUGAUAACAAUGGCCCAAGGUCAACUGCAUUUCACCUUCCGUUACCAUGACAAGUUCAUCCCUUCUACCAAAAUUCAUUUAUGGGUGACGCAAUUUGAGCGGUCUCUGCAAAAUGCCGCUCUCAAACUGAGCAAUACCAAGGCUGGAUUCACCCUGGGCGACCUUGGAUUGCCAUCCAUUAGCUACGAGAGGCUACAUGAGGUGAUUCCUUGCUCCCCCAUGCAGCAGGGUAUUCUCCUAUCCCAUGAAAGAGAUACGCGCCUCUAUCAAGUCCAAUCCAUCUGGAAGGCCCCCUUUGCGGAACCUUUCGAGCCCGAAGUGGUACUUGGCCGUUUCCAAACCGCUUGGCAGCAGGUUGUCGAUCGACAUGCUAUCCUGCGUACUGUUAUGGUUGAGAGCCGCGUGAAUCAUGGCUCUUUUGACCAGGUGAUACUCAAAGAAGCUGUGCCAAAGAUGGAAAAUUUUUGCCUCUCACAGGGUGACCCCCUGGUAACACUUCGUGAUCGUGGCCAGGUCCGCUUCAGACCUGAGGAACCCCAACACAAGUUCAUUGCCUGUAAUACGGGGGAUGCGGUGUACCUGAGUCUCGUAAUCAGUCAUGCUUUGAUUGACGCGCAGUGA